AUGCUGGGGUUCAUGCACUCCUGGGGGCUGCCGUGGCUCUGGCGGCCGCUCGGGGCCGUUCCCUGGGCGUUUGCGGCACUCAGCCGAGCAUUCAUGCUUCCUUUUCAUGAUCGCGGCAUGAGUCAGCCCACUCUCGACCCUCAUCCUCCUCACCACCGCCCUCGCCGCCAUCCCCCUCCCACUCCUCCUCCCCCGGAAUCCCCAGAACCGUCCAAUGCCCCUCGCGACGUCUGCGCAAAGCCUGAACCGAGCUCUCCCGACAUGGCGAAUCCUCUCCCGUCGGAGGUAACCCCUCCGGCCCCGGUGUCUUCCUCGACCCCUGCCGCGCCAACGCAGGAGACUAUGCAGCACAAGGACCCAGCACAGGAGCAGAAGCCGGCUCAGCAGCAGCCGGAUCAAUCGUCUACUGACGCCAAAC
Molecule: messenger RNA, 418 nt
Organism: Rasamsonia emersonii CBS 393.64
Lineage: Eukaryota; Fungi; Ascomycota; Eurotiomycetes; Eurotiales; Trichocomaceae
Exons: 1
Source: RefSeq, a predicted model, not a curated record